GGUGUUUUUUAUUCUUAUUAAAUUCUUACAAUUUUCAAAAAUAGGGUUCCUAAUAUAAUUUGAAUAAUGAUUUUAUCUUCAUCUGUUUAUUAAUCUAAUAAUGAAGAUUUCCCACCGACUCUUAAACAAGUUUAGGCCAAAGCUACAAUUAAACCAUGAUCUGCCAACACAAGCGAUUCCCCCCAUGCCUACCAGCAGUGAACUAUUAAAGAUGUAUAAUGUCAGAGCAAGAAAACAACUUUCACAAAAUUUCUUACUUGAUCCAUUAAUAACAAACAGAUUCGUAUUAUGUGGUGCAAAAGACUUAGCAGGCCACCAUGUUUGUGAGGUUGGACCAGGCCCUGGUCCUAUAACUCGAUCUAUUUUACAACGAAAACCGGAACGUCUAACUGUAGUUGAAAAAGACCACAGAUUCUUACCAAUGCUAAAGUAUGUGGCUGAUGUUUCAAAUGAUCGAAUGACCAUCGUACAUGGCGAUAUUUUAAAAUACGACUUAUCUCAAUGUUUUCCUCAGGAAUUGGCAAAAGAUUGGCAUAAGGCCUCUCCGCCAUUUAUUGUGUUUGGAAAUUUGCCGUUCAAUGUUUCACUUCCGUUAAUAUUUAAAUGGUUUGAACAAAUAUCAAGGAAAGAUGGGAUGUUUAAACUUGGAAGAAUACCGCUUGUACUUACUUUCCAAAGGGAGGUUGUAGAGAGGUUUCUGGCACAAACAGGAGAUAAACAAAGAUGUCGGUUAUCCGUUUCAGCGCAGAACUUUUGUGACAUUGAUUACAAGUUCAUUAUUGCUGGUGGUUCAUUUGUGCCACCUCCAAAGGUUGAAGUGGGAGUCGUAAAAAUUGUGCCGAAGAAAACCUUUGAUAUAAAUUUGCCCUUCAAAAAGAUUGAUUAUGUGGUAAAGCACACGAUGCAUAGAAAAUCAAAAUAUUGCAAACACAGUGUUAAGACCAUGUUUCCACCAAAGAGAAGCGAUUUAGUGGAUGAAAUAUUUCGAAAAUCCGGUGUUGAUCCUUUAACUCGAUCAAAUGAACUUGAAAAUCUUCAUUUCCGUGAUUUAUGUUACGCAUAUGAAGAGAUAGCAGACAGAAUACCGAACCUUCGAAAGGUUGAUACAUAUGGUGAAAACGAAUGGUCAAAAACAUAUUUUGACGCCAAUGGAAACGCUAAAGAUGUUUUGUUUGAGACUGCAGAGAAAAAUGGUAAUUCAAAAAUUGAAAUACCUACAUUUGAGGGAAUUUUUGAAACUACUUCAUUGAAAUAAAUCUUUGUUUUCGUACUGCAACCUUUCAUUUUUCUUACAAAUGUAUUAAAUUUGGUUUUACACUA
Molecule: messenger RNA, 1320 nt
Organism: Ciona intestinalis (vase tunicate)
Lineage: Eukaryota; Metazoa; Chordata; Ascidiacea; Phlebobranchia; Cionidae
Source: RefSeq, a predicted model, not a curated record